CUUCGCAUUAGCAAUUUUAUUGGAAAAGGUGGCUUCGGUGAAGUUUACAAGGGCAUUCUUGAUAAUGAACAAGUCGCUGUGAAGAAGCCGAUUAGUGGUAGUGUGCUAGAGAAUGAACAAUUUGCAAAUGAAGUCAUCAUUCAAUCUCAAGUCAUCCACAAGAACAUCGUUAGGCUCAUAGGUUGUUGCCUAGAAGUUGAUCUCCCAAUUCUAGUCUAUGAGUUCCUCUGCAAUGGUAGCCUCGAUGACAUUCUUCAUGGAAACAACAAGGUGCCUCUCAACUUGGGUGUACGUUUAAGUAUUGCUGCAGAAUCAGCAGAUGGUCUGGUUUAUAUGCACUCAAAAACCAAUACCAAGAUCCUACAUGGUGAUGUUAAACCAGCAAAUAUACUCUUGGAUGAUAAGUUUGUGCCAAAGAUCUCAGACUUUGGCAUAUCAAGGUUGAUUGCGAGAGACAAACAGCACACGGGAUCUAUCAUUGGUGACAUGAGUUAUGUGGAUCCAGUAUAUCUACAAACAGGCCUACUAACCGAAAAAAGUGAUGUCUACAGUUUUGGAGUUGUCAUCUUAGAACUUAUCAGUAGGAAGAAAGCCACACAUUCCGACGGCAGUAGCUUAGUAAACAAUUUCCUUGAAGCUUACAAAAAAGAGAAGGAAGCAACUCAGUUGUUUGACAAGGAAAUUGCAGUAACUGAAGAUUUGGAGAUUCUUGGUAGUUUGGCAGGGAUCGCUGUGGAAUGUCUUAACCUUGAUGUGGAUCAAAGACCAUGGAUGACAGACGUAGCAGAGCGUCUUCUCAAAAUGGAUCGAUCCCGUAAGUCGCAAUUUGCCCUGCAUAAUCCAGUUUGAACAUGUGUAUAUUAUGUCUUGUCGAAUAAGAUAGGCAACUAUGGAUGGGGCAACAUCUAUCUUACAUUGCUGUUGUGAACAAAAUCCUUCAAGUAGAAGCAGGGGACGUCUCCCUUGGUUCCAAGAAAAUUUGUAACAUAACUCCUUGAGUAACAGCGUGUUUUAAGUUACCUAAUGUAUGCGAGUUAAUUAAAUUCCUCUGUC
This is a messenger RNA of Triticum aestivum (bread wheat), 1053 nucleotides long. Its product is annotated as putative wall-associated receptor kinase-like 16. Gene Ontology annotation, biological process: cell surface receptor signaling pathway; protein phosphorylation. Lineage: Eukaryota; Viridiplantae; Streptophyta; Magnoliopsida; Poales; Poaceae. The record is from RefSeq and is a predicted model, not a curated record. Gene Ontology annotation, cellular component: plasma membrane. The annotation marks the transcript as partial. Gene Ontology annotation, molecular function: ATP binding; protein serine/threonine kinase activity. The transcript has a single exon.